Molecule: messenger RNA, 1054 nt
Organism: Mauremys reevesii (Reeves's turtle)
Lineage: Eukaryota; Metazoa; Chordata; Testudines; Geoemydidae
Exons: 8
Coding region: 60-950 (296 amino acids)
Biological process (GO): phospholipid metabolic process; negative regulation of T cell proliferation; lipid catabolic process
Molecular function (GO): phospholipid binding; calcium ion binding
Source: RefSeq, a predicted model, not a curated record
CUGAGUUACUUGCCUGAGUGAAAGAUCCGGGUGUUUCCUCUCCCAGGUCCUGCACAAAGAUGAGGAAUCUCUUUGCAGUCACCUUGCUAAUCGCCUGCAGUCUGUCCGGAACACAGGGGAGUCUUCUGGAGUUUCGAAAGAUGAUUAAUCAAGCCACGAGAAAAAGUGCCAUCCUCAGUUAUUAUGGGUACGGCUGCUACUGCGGGUCUGAUGGCAGAGGGGAGCCAAAGGAUGCGACAGAUUGGUGCUGCCGAGCUCAUCACUGCUGUUAUAAAAGGCUAAAAGCUAGUGGAUGUUAUGGGAACAGACAGCGAUAUAGUUACACCUACAAGGACGGGGACAUCCUGUGUGCUUUGGGGAGCUGGUGCGAAGAACAGGUCUGUGACUGUGACAAGAGCACUGCUCUCUGCCUGGAAAGGAACCUGAAGACGUUCAACAGCCGCUACGUUCGCUACCGAGACAGCAAGUGCACAGGAUUCACACCCAGGUGCUCUUGGGAGCUACCCAGGGAAGAUGCUGUACACAGUUUAAUUAUCCCCAGCUCUUUGGUUGCAGUCCUGCCGUUGGCAUGCAGUAACCUGAUUCAGUUUGCGGACAUGAUUAAGCAGAUGACUGGGAAAAACGCCCUUCUGAAUUACAAUACGUACGGAUGCUACUGUGGACUGGGAGGAUCCAAACAGCCACUAGAUGCGACCGACUGGUGCUGUCAUGCCCACGACUGCUGCUACAGCAGGAUGGAGGCACGUGGCUGUAAGCCCAAAACGGAAUCCUAUUCUUACUCCAUCCAGUCGGGCAACAUAGCCUGCAGUGGGAGAACCGACUGCCAGAAGCAGAUCUGUGAAUGUGACAAGGCUGCGGCGCUGUGUUUCAAAAAGACCGCCGGUACCUACAACAAAAAAUAUCGCAAUUACUCAAACCUGCGCUGCAAGGGAACCUCUCCCCGGUGCUAGGCCCACAGCUGCCCUAGUCUCCGUGCUGUGCAGUCCCAGCCCCAUCUCUUUCCCGCGCUAGGUGCUGUUCCUUUUUCGGCAAGCUGUUCCAAGUUCCGGCAGCA